Molecule: messenger RNA, 4084 nt
Organism: Chenopodium quinoa (quinoa)
Lineage: Eukaryota; Viridiplantae; Streptophyta; Magnoliopsida; Caryophyllales; Amaranthaceae
Exons: 10
Coding region: 401-3610 (1069 amino acids)
Cellular component (GO): Ino80 complex
Source: RefSeq, a predicted model, not a curated record
GGAGAACAUAUUUUUUUGAGCAAAGCAGAGCAGAGUAGAUCUAAAGAACGGGGCCGUGAUGGAAAAACUAAAGUAUGGAGUAUUGGUUUUUUUUUUUUUUUUUUUUUUUUUUUUUUUUUUUUUUUUGUGUGAAAAUUACAGUGGAUGUGCUUCUCUCGAUCCUGAACCUCAACUCAAUGUCCAAUCCUCUCAUCUUUUCCCUUAACACCUCCUCCAUGUCUGCCUUUCUCAAACCCUAAUUCCCCUUCUCUCUCUUCCGCAACUCAUCUCAUCUUCAAUUAUCAUCGGCUUAACCUAUUUCCAUUCGAUUUCUUUGUUUUUGAAUUUCAAUUUUUGUACAGAAAAUAUCGAAAUUUUGGUGUGAAAUGCUACACUGUGGAAUGUUUUAGAAUUGGUGGCAAUGGCGGCUGAUCAACGGAAAAGACGAUUGAGUUCUACUAAUACUGCGUUUGGUUAUGGGGUUCAGGAACAGUAUAAUAGGGCAAAAAAGAGGGAUUUGAGAUCGCCUAAAUAUGAUUUUAAUUUUAACACUCAUGUAUCCCUUAAAUGGGAUGAUAAUGGGAAGAGGGUUGUUGCCAAAGAGGAUCAAAUUGGGAUUUCUUGGAGGCAUUUGAGCCCUUUUAAUCCUUCUGCGCCUUGUAGUAAUACUAAGUUGGCCGAUGUCGUCGUCGUUCCGAAGGAUGUGUUUGAGUUGAAUGAUUUGGCUGAAGUUCUAUCUUAUGAGGUUUGGCAAUCUGUUUUAACAGAAAAAGAGAGAAAUGUCCUUAUGCAAUUUCUUCCUCCCGGAGUUGAAGCUGAUAAAGUUGUGCAAUCUUUGCUUUCCGGUGACAACUUCUGUUUUGGGAACCCUUUAAAAAAAUGGGGUACCUCACUUUGCUCUGGUGAUCUUCACCCUGAUACAAUUCUUCAACAUGAGAAGUCCUUUAAGACUAAUAAAAAAGCAUAUUAUUCCGAGCUGCAACAAUAUCAUGACAACAUGAUAAGGAAUUUGCAACACAUGAAGCAGAGAUGUGCAAGCUCAAAGGAUCCUGAAGCUGAAAUUCAACAGAUAAUCUCUAGACCACGAAGGUAUGAGCAGGGCAUUCUGUCUGAUGUGAACGGACACAAAUUUCACAAAGCUGAUGAGAACGUUGCUGCUAUGUCUGAAUCUCGGUCUUCAAUUGCAGAUGAGAAAAUAUAUUAUAGUGACAAUCAAAAGUUGUCUGUCAUUAGAGAUGCUGAAAUGCAGAAGAGGAUGCGCACUCAGGACCUUAUGAAGGACAAACAUGAGAAGAUGAUGGUGCCUCUUAAUGUUUUGUCAAAACCUAAGAAAGCAGAAAAAUCGCAAAAGCCCAAUUUGAUCCCCAAUGAUGGUGCCAAAUAUAUGUCUUAUGUGAAGAUUAGCAAGAAGCAGCAUGAACUUGUUAAGAGUAUGAGGCAGUCUGGUGCGAGUAUUCAAUCCAAGGCUCUUAACCGUUUGCUGGGUGGCCUUGAUAGUUCCAAUGUAAAACCAUAUGAGAUGUUUGUGGAAGAAGAGCAGAAACGAAUCCAUGAGUACUGGUUAAAUCUGGCAAAUAAAGAUCUUCCAACUGCUUUACAAAGCUGGAGAAAUAGGCAACUAGAGAAGCGUAAAAUCAUGGAUUCUUUAUGGCUAGAAAUGAAAGAGAAGCUGGGAGUACAAUCUAAGGAUGAGAAUUUGGUUAAUCCUUAUGAUGAGGAUCCUGCUCAAGAUGAGGAUGGGAAAACUUUUCAAGAGACUUCAGAGGACCACCAACAUGAUGAGUCAGCGACUCAGGAUUCUAUGUCAGAUGAUAACAAUGAGGCCUCUAAUCCAUGCUCUAUAAAGAAUGGGUCUCCAUUGCAUAAUCCUCCUUCAAAUGUCAACGAAGAGUUUGAUCCAUCCUCUUCCAUGGACACUCAAUCGUUGCAGAAUCCUCCUCUAAACUUUAAAGAAGAGACUGAUCCUUCCUCUUCUUUGGAGACUCAAUCAUUGCGGAAGCCCCCUCUAGAUGUUAAAGAAGAGAUUGAUCCAUCUUCUGCGGAGACUAAAUCAAUGCAGAAUCCUCCUAUAAAUGUUAAUGAACAUUGUGAUCCAUCUGCUUCCAUGGAGGCUCAAUCAUUGCAGAAUCCUCCUCUAAAUGUCAAUAAACAGUUUGAUCCAUCCGUCUCUAUGGAGGAUAAACCUUUGCAGCGGCAUCCUUCAAAUGUCAACGAGGACCUUGAUCCAUCCCGCAUGAAGAAUCAAUCUUUGCUGAAUCCCACUUUAAAAGCCAAUGAGUGUUUUGGUCCGUCUUCAGUAGAGAAUAAAUCAUCAUUGGAAGAUUCUCCUUUAAACAACAAUGCGGACUAUACUCCUAUGGAUUUGAAUGCAGAAAAUAAUCCUGUUACUUCUGGAACAAAUGACACGCGCUCCAUGCCUGACCAGCAUGUUGCUCAGCCAUCUGAAGCACCUUUCACCAUAUCACACCUUGACACUCAUAACAAUUCUGCUACUGGUUCAAAUCCUGGGGAAAUCCCUGGCUCAUCACUCAAGAAUAUGUGGUCUUCAAUCGGAUUGCCUGAAUCUUAUCAUGCUCAUCCAACUACUUUACAUGCUAGUUCUGGUGGACUCACUACUUUGCAUGCUAGUUCUGGUGGACUCACUACUUUGCAUGCUAAUUCUAGUGGACUCACUACUUUGCAUGCUAGUUCUGGUGGACUCACUACUUUGCAUGCUAGUUCUGGUGGACUCUGUCUUAGGCAUCCAGAAGUAGUUGCAGGACAGACAGCCCAUUUGAUUGAUCUGGAGUCUGCAUUGCCUGAAGAUGACACAACAAAGGACCUCUUGAACAGGCAUACAAGUCAUAUGCCUUUCUUCAAUCCUUAUCAAAAUAGGGAUAGAAAUGAGCUGCUGCAUUCUCUAAUUAAGCGUGAGAAUUUUCAUGAGGAGCAAAAAAAGACUGUCUCUGAGUUUCGUCCAACUAAUAUUGUCAUGGAGCCUGCUGUUCAGUUCCCGAGCCAUAUGCAUUUGCCGCCACCAUUUGCAUUGGAUCAUCAUAGACAGAAAGCACAGAGUGAGCUAUAUAUGCAUGAGAACAUUCAAAAUAGCAUUUACUCGGACAACAGUAGGUAUGCUAUCCCAGCGCCAGAAAAUUUUUCAUCCCUGAAUGUGAGAGACUGGAAUAAUCCCCGUCUUUCAAACCCAAUUCAGCCUCCACCAUUGAGUUCUGGUGAAUUGUUAAAUCAUAAUUGGUUUCCUACCGAAAACAGAGCUCAUGGUGGUUGGUCCACGUCGGAUGCUGCUGUUUUUCCAACCCUCCCUACCCCAAGUCUUGGAAGUGUUAGCAGUAGCGACCAGAGCCUCUAUAGUGUACUCUCACAGUGCAAUAUGCGUUCACAGGGUCCAUACAACCCUGUGAACUCUACUGAACAAAUGAUCCCACCGACGAAUUACGGACAAGAACUGGCUGGUGUAAUACCCAUGACAAGCAAUACUUUGCCUCAAACAAUAUCUCCAUUUAACUACUUGAGUGGUGGUGAAGCGUCCACUACCUUGAAGAAUCCCAGCAUGGGGUGGAUGAGCUUGGGGAAUCAACCUUCAUCGAUACAUGAUCCUUCUGGAAAGCCAUUCGUGAAAUCUUGGAAUCAAUGAGCAGUCUCUAUGGACUGUUGAGGAUAGCAACUGAGCCUCCAUGAAACUGAAGUAUGGAGGAGAUGCAUAAGUGGAGUUUUGGCCAAAUCAUGAGGAGAGAUAGGAUGAUAGGCCCGCUGUACAUACCUAUACAACAGCUGAGACCCACACCAUGUAUAUAUAGCUAGUUGUUAGUAGUAGGAAUGGGAACAUCUAAUUCAUCCAAGUAAAAUAUGUUACAACAGGCAAUUUCUUGUAUUUUUAUCCUGAUUUUUAUCUGUGGGAAAUCUGAGUUCCUCAUCUUUUUUAUGGUUAGAGGUCUGUUCCGGCGUUGAGAGGUAUUUUCGAGCCUAGAUUUUGUGUACGAAGGUGGAUAUUGCGCUCCAUGCAUUUGUUGAUCAAUUCUGAAGUCUAAAUUAUGGCUUUUUAGUCACCAAAAUAAAUUUCUAGCCUCUGCAGCUGAGGUCCGUGAUAUGGCUUCCUGUUGCUGCGUUU